Messenger RNA from Rotaria sp. Silwood1, 2220 nucleotides. The record is from the annotation of a GenBank genome assembly. Lineage: Eukaryota; Metazoa; Rotifera; Eurotatoria; Philodinida; Philodinidae.
AUGUUUAAGGCAGCAAUUCUACUUGCUCAUCAAUAUAAUAUGACAAUCGAAGGAGAAUUCAUAGGAUGGCAAGCAGAGCAAACUACUGGUGACAUAAUAGAUGCUCUGGACGUUACGUGUGAUGCAGUAUCUAUUUCAAAUGUUGUUGGUAUCGUUGGUCCAGAAUUAUCGAGAGAAGCUCAUCUAAUUGCUCCUUUUGGUAAAAAAAUUGGUAUACCUGUUAUAUCGUAUUCUGCAACUGAUCCUGAUUUAUCUGAUAAAAAUACUUAUCCUAAUUUUUAUCGUACAGUUUCUUCGGACGAUGCAGCAGCAUUGGCCCUUGUAAAACUAUUCAUUCGAUUUAAGUGGACAUCAUGUACAAUAAUUUAUCAAAAUGACGCUUUUGGACUUGGUGGAGCCACAAAAGUUAUUCGUGGUGAUUUGAAAAGCCUUUUAACUAAUGCUGCAACACGAAUUGUUGUUAUAUGGGCUGAAUCACUCUAUACAUCUAUGAUUUUGCAAGAGGGUCUUGAUUUUAAUGUAGUCGGACCAUAUUUUACAUGGAUACUCAGUGUCAGUAUUCCAUUAAAUUCUUUCAAGCAAAGGUUUCAUCAAAACUUAAUUGGAAUACUUCUGAUGAAACCAACUAUAGGAUCAGUUGUCAAUGCAUCAAUUAAUGCAACAUUAUUAAAUGCAGCAUAUAGUAUUUGGCAACAGUAUGAACCUGAAUCAUUUCCUGGAUCGAUGAAUGUAGAUUAUUAUGCAUUAUUUGCAUUUGAUGCAACAUGGGCAUUAAUUCAAUCAUUACAACAAUUGUGUGCAUCAAAAAGAAAUAGUUCUUCAUGUUUAUCAUUUGUUAAUGCUGCAGACUGUUUUGGUCAUCGUUUCAUUAAUUCGAAGUUAUUGUUAGAUGCAGUUACUAGAACAGAAUUUCUUGGUAUAUCUGGUCCUAUACAGUUUAAUGUUAAUGUAACAGAUCGAAUAACUGGUUUGUAUUAUUCUGCAAAAAAUGCUCAGCCAUCUUCGAAUGGUUUGCAUUUUGUGCCUAUAUUAGAAUAUUCUCAUCCUGGUGAUUGGAGAAUAUCUACACAAGAAAAUAUUAUUAUAUGGCCUGGUAAUACAUUAACACAACCUACUGGUAGAGCAAGUCUUCAAAAUGUAAAUUUACGAAUAGGUAUUAUUGAAUCAGAUCCAUUUACAAUAGUUGAAAAGGUCACAGAUGCAUCUGGACAAAGUACAAUAGAGUAUAAUGGCUAUGUACCGGAUCUUAUUAAACGCUUGCAAAAUAAUAUGGGAUUUAUUCCAACUAUUAAAUUAGCACCAUCAAAUCAAACAUAUAAUGAAUUAAUUCUAGCAAUAAAGAGACAAAAUAAUGAAGCAUUACAAAAUCGAUCAAUAUUGUCUCAAAUUUCAAUGAGUUUAUGGUAUAGUUUUGGUACUGUUGUUGGAUAUGGUGUAGAUUUCAGUAGCAAUACAGCUUCUGGACGUUUAUUAACUGGUGGUUUAUAUAUCUUAAGUUUAAUAUUAGUAGCAUCAUAUACUGCAAAUUUAGCAUCUGAGCUGACAAUAGCAAAAUCAAAAACUUUUAUUUCUGGAAUUGAUGAUAUUAAAAAUGGAAAAAUACCAUUUAAUCGUUUCGGUGUUGUUGUAGGUUCAUCUGAUGAAGAAUAUUAUUUGAGAGAAAUAUCUAAUAGUAUUCGAAAUUUUUAUCCAUUACAGUCUUAUGAAGAAUCAUUCGAUGAUCUACGCGCAGGUAUUAUUGACGCAUCAUUUGUGGAUAGUGGUAAUGGUGAAUAUGUCUUGAAUAAUAUAUAUUGUGAUCUAACUGCAGUCGGAGAUGGUUUUUCUAAAAGUGUAUUUGCUAUUGUUACUCCUAAGGAAUGGUUAUAUGCACAAGAUUUAGAUGUGAAUAUUCUAUCACUGAAAGAAUCAGGUGAACUUGAAAAUUUAAGAGAAAAAUGGUUUGAAGUACAGAACUGUUCCAGCUCAGAUGCAACAUCAAUUGUGAUUGGAAUUGAAGCAACAAGUGGAUUAUUUUUGGUUUUUAGAGUCAUUAGUAUUUUAUCUUUAUUAUUGUUUGCAUGGUUGAAACGACAUACUAUAAAAAAUCGUUUAUUUCAAUUAAUAUACCCAAAGAAAUAUUCACCUGAAAUACAAGACUCUAUGAAAAGACGCUCAAGAAGAACUUCUGAAAAUUCACAAAAUCAUGAAACAGCUUUGCCAACAAUUUUAUAUCUUUAA